AUGUCUCACUUAGCUAACUGCGAGAAUUUUGUUUGUUCUAAUGCCUUGUUGAAAUGUCCAAACUCGUAUUGCAUACCGUAUUAUAUGGUGUCUGAUGGUCACAGUGACUGUCCUGGUGCAGAGGAUGAAGAAUUUAAUUUAUAUAACCUCAAUUUAAUGCACAGCCAAUUAAUGAUUUGCCGUGGGUUUAACCAACUCCUCGUCCACCCUGCGCAUGUCUGUGACGGCAUUAACAACUGCCCUGCACGUGAUGACGAGUUGCGCUGCUAUGAGACAUGUCCGACAGGAUUUGCCUGUGGUGAAAGCGUCACCGAGGUCUUUGACCACAAUGAGGUGAAUCACAGAGAUUUGUUUCAGACUAAAGAUAAGUCUACCAGGAUUUUAGUUUUAUCUGGUAUAACAUUACGGACUGAAUAUUUUAAAGAGCUUCACGGGGCAAUACAAUUAUUUGAAAUUUAUCUCUCAAACUGCAGCCUAUCUAAUGACAUUUUGUUUGAAUUUUUAAAUUUUUACUGGCAUGCCAUACGCUAUUUGACAUUUAUCGAUCUCAGCUAUAACGAUAUUGUCAUUAGUACAAACUCUGAAAUCGCAGAAAAUUUGAAGGUUCUAAAACUCUCUCACACUCAUGUAAAAGAUUUUGUUCUAAAUGUUGUCUACACAAGAAGCUGGGCGGUGGAUUUUUCUUUUUCAGAUCUUAAUUCACUCACCAUUGUAGGCGAGGAAGACGUUGUUUUAGAUUAUUUAAAUUUAAGUAACACUAAAUUGAGCACUUUAUGGAUUUCCAAAUCUCAUAUUUAUAUAAACACGCUAGAUAUACGAAAUACGCAUUACUUAAAGUACGAUAGUAACACUUCUAAAAUUUUGAAAUCUCUUACAGUCAAGUCAGCUGUACAUGGUGACAGCUACAAGUUGUGCUGCAGUAAGUUUAGUUGUCCAGGUAUUCAAUCUGUCAAAUGUUUUGCACCUGAUGACCCUAUUACAUCGUGUAACAAUCUACUCGGUGACUUUGUUAAACGUUUCUUGUUAUGGCUGACUGCUUUCAUUGGUAUUGUUGGUAAUGUCGCGGUGAUUAUCAUCAAAUAUGUCAACAACUAUGACCCAAGCACAUUUAAGCAUUCUACUUUUAAUAUUGUCUUGUCAGAUUUGAUCAUGAGCGUGUAUUUACUGUUCAUAGCAGGAGCUGAUGUUUACUACCGUGACGACUACGUGUUGUAUGACACAGAAUGGCGAGACAGUUCACUGUGUAAGGCCGCAGGUUUUCUCGCUACUCUCUCGUAUGUCGCCUCUGGCGUGUUUGUGGUUCUGAUCACAGCUCAGAUGUAUAAUGUCCACAGGCAUCCAACACUAGAACAACAGCCUAUAAAAAUUAGUUUAGUCUCGCUGUACGUGUGUGUCUGGUGUCUGUGUGUCGUCAUCUCCCUUUUACCUAUCCUUAUCCCAGCUGUAAACAUCUACUCUUCUAAUGCUUUGUGUAUCGGGUUUCCUUUACCUAACAAACAACAAGCUGGCUGGAUGUUUGCGAUUUUUAUACACAUUAUUAUGUCAGGUGUGGAAAUCAGCCUAACGGUUAUCGGUCUGAUUCUGAUUCUCAAGGUAAUUUUAUUUGAUAGCAGUUGUGUGGAGAGCGAAAUAAACAACACAAAAACGCUGUUCCUUAUCAUUCUAUCUAGCAUCAUCCGUGGCUCCAUUAUCUCCAUCACAGGACUGUUGUCAGCUGUGGGAAUAAAUAUCAGCCCAAACAGAAUGGGCUGGCUCUCUGUGUUUGUACUGCCGCUAAACUCUGCCAUAAAUCCUCUCUUGUUCAUCUGGCAAAUUGUACAGCAAAAAUGGGCCGCUUAUAAAAACAGAACAUAG
This is a messenger RNA of Physella acuta, 1854 nucleotides long. Its product is annotated as G-protein coupled receptor GRL101-like. The record is from RefSeq and is a predicted model, not a curated record. Gene Ontology annotation, molecular function: protein binding; G protein-coupled peptide receptor activity. Gene Ontology annotation, biological process: adenylate cyclase-activating G protein-coupled receptor signaling pathway; activation of adenylate cyclase activity; hormone-mediated signaling pathway. Gene Ontology annotation, cellular component: plasma membrane. Lineage: Eukaryota; Metazoa; Mollusca; Gastropoda; Physidae.